AACAAAUACAUUUUGAGAGAGAGAGAGAGAGAGAGAGAGAGAGAGAGAGAUGGGUUUGUAUCUGUUGCUUCAGCUCUUCUGCCUAGCAACGACAUUAGAUGCAAUAGCAUCACAACCUCUAGUCAAGCCCGGCUGCCCAGACAAAUGCGGGGAUGUUAGCAUUCCAUACCCGUUCGGCAUCGGCGAUAGCUGCAACAUUGGCGUAGGAGGCUUCAAUAUCACCUGCAACAACAUUCUUCCCAAUCCAAAACCGUUUUGGGGUGAUUUUGAGGUUCUCGAAAUAUCAUUACCGUCGGGCCUAAUGAGAAUUCCAAACGAUAUAAGCUACCAGUGCUACAACAACGCAGGAGUAUUACUCAACCACUCCACCACUAGUCUCAGCUUAUAUGAAGAUUACUCUUUCACAUUCUCAGAAACCCGUAACAGAUUCAUUGCCAUCGGUUGCGAUACUGUUGGUUUGAUCACUGACCAGAUUACUGGCCAAUGGGGCAGCGAUUUCACCAGGGGUUGUGUAUCAAUCUGCCGCCGCCCUGAUAACAUGACCGACAGCUCUUGCUCGGGUGCAGGAUGUUGCCAGACUGAGAUCCCAAAGGGUUUGAAGAGAUUCGCGGUGGAAUUUACUAGCUUCAAUCGUCAUAGAAAUGUCUCAAGUUUCAAUCCCUGCAGCUUCGCUUUUCUGGGGGAGGAAGAUGUGUUUAGAUUCAAACCUUUGGAUUUGGAAGAUACUAAACUUUUGGAAAGAAGCAGAAGUAUUCCGGUGGUGAUCGACUGGGUCAUUGGAAAUGAAGGGUGCGAGAUCGCACGGAAGAACUCGUCUACCUUCGCUUGCGUGAGUGAGAAUAGCGAUUGCUACAACUCGAUUACUGGUAUGGGUUACCUGUGCAAUUGCUCUAAAGGUUACGAGGGGAAUCCUUAUCUCACUGGAGGGUGCCAAGAUAUCAACGAGUGUGAGGAGGAUCACCAGAAGACACUUUGUCAACAUGAUUGCAUAAAUCUGCCAGGAAAUUAUUCAUGUUCCUGUCCAAAGGGUUACCAUGGACUCCACGAUGAUAAGAGAGAAUGCAUUAAAGACACAAAUGAAUUUCCAGUGGACCAUGUUGUUCUAGGUAUUGGCUUAAGUCUCUUAUUUCUACUCAUUGGUAGUCCUUCCUUGUAUUGGGUGUGGAGGAAAAGAAAGCUCAUCAAACUCAAAGAGAAAUUCUUUCAACAAAAUGGAGGUUUGCUAUUGCAAGAAAAGAUCUCUUCUUGUCAAUCAUCUACUGAGCCAUGCAAAAUCUAUACUACAGAAGAGUUGGAAAAGGCAACCAAAAACUAUGACAAAAACCAAAUUGUUGGUCAGGGAGGCUAUGGCACAGUUUACAAAGGAAUUUUACCAGACAAGAGAAUUGUUGCUGUUAAGAAGUCCAAAAUAGGGGAUGAGUCCCAAAUCGAGCAAUUUAUAAAUGAGAUCCACAUCUUAUCUCAGAUCAACCAUAGGAACAUUGUAAAGCUCGUGGGUUGCUGUUUAGAAGCAGAAGUUCCCAUCCUGGUUUAUGAAUUUAUUUCAAAUGGAACCCUUUCCCAGCAUAUCCAUGAUGAGGGCCGUGUGUCGUCAAUUUCCUUGGAAAAUCGUUUAAGGAUUGCUGCAGAAACUGCAGGGGCACUUUACUACUUACACUCGGCAGCUUCCACACCCAUUUUUCAUAGAGAUGUCAAGUCUGCCAAUAUACUUUUGGAUGAUAAUUUCACAGCGAAAGUAUCUGAUUUUGGAGCUUCAAGAUUGGUUCCGCUAGAUCACACUCGGAUAACGACAUUGGUGAUGGGGACAUGGGGAUAUUUAGACCCAGAGUACCAUCAAACAGGCCAAUUAACAGGAAAGAGUGAUGUUUAUAGUUUUGGUGUAGUUCUUGUGGAACUCUUAACGGGUGAGGGGCCCGUUUCUUCCACUAGAUCCCAAGUUAAUAGAAGCCUUUCUAGCUACUUCCUCUCAUCGAUGAAAGAGAAUCGGAUCUUUGAAAUUUUAGCGGAACAAGUUCAAGAAGAAGGGACAGAAGAACAGCUCAUUGCAGUUGCUCGGCUUGCUGAGAGAUGCUUGAAACUUAAGGGGGAAGAACGACCUACGAUGAAGGAAGUGGUGGUGGAGCUAGAGGGCUUAAGAAGGAUUCAUGAACAUCCUAGGGAACCAAAGAACCGUGAAGAGACUGAGAACUUGCUAGGUGAAACUGGAGCUUCGCAGGGCUACACUGGCAAUGUAUCAAAUGGAUAUAGUGUUGAUGGCCACACCCUAUCAGCACUAGAGAUAGGGCGUUGAUUCACUUCCAUUAAAAAGAUCUUACCACACUUAAUUUCUUUCCAAGGUAAAAUAGUGUUGUAUUGUGCUAAGGGAGAUAUGGUUCAUACACUACAAGUCAGUAAGCGUUUUCUACGACUCACGUUCACCUGUGGAUACAAGUUAUUAAUAUGUAGUAGAAGGUAUUCGCCUACGUCCACCCUAAUGUGGUGUGUUCAAGUAUAAAAUACGCAUGUAUAAGUUGCAUAUAUGUGCAAUUAUAUGGAUAGAGAUCCCCUACUUAUCUGUUGGUC
Messenger RNA from Magnolia sinica, 2562 nucleotides. RefSeq names its product putative wall-associated receptor kinase-like 16. Gene Ontology annotation, cellular component: plasma membrane. Gene Ontology annotation, molecular function: protein serine/threonine kinase activity; calcium ion binding; polysaccharide binding. The transcript is spliced from 4 exons. Lineage: Eukaryota; Viridiplantae; Streptophyta; Magnoliopsida; Magnoliales; Magnoliaceae. Gene Ontology annotation, biological process: protein phosphorylation; cell surface receptor signaling pathway. The record is from RefSeq and is a predicted model, not a curated record. The coding region runs from base 50 to 2290 and encodes 746 amino acids.